GUAUUAACAGUCUCAAACUAGGGUAAACCGCUGUGUCUUAACAAUUUAUCUGGGGCCGUAUUUACUUAGUAAAAGCUUAUUUCCGUCGUGUUGGUUUACUGUUCCUUUCUUUCUUUCUGUCUUUUUUUAACAUGUGAGUUUAGCCGUUUAAUUUGGGACAAAGGUGACCUAUCGAGCUAGAAGAAGAGCUUAAAACUGCGAAAUUAAAGAAUGCAAAUAGGCAGUGGGGAAAUUACGAGCGGCACUCCGACCUAGCAGCAGCGCUUUUUAAUUUUUUAUUGUAUUUAUUCAGCUCCCAAAAUCUGAGAGGGAACAUUUUGUUCUCGCCGGCGAGCCCGGCCGACGACCUUUGACACGCCUGUCAACCCACGAUAUGUUCCCUUUAGACUCGUCAUGGAACAUCUCGUUCGCAGGCUGCGGCUUCUUGGGCAUCUACCAUGUCGGCGUCGCCAGCUGCCUGUUGGAGCAGGCUCCGUUCCUGGUGCACAACGCCAAACACAUUUAUGGAGCGUCGGCCGGAGCGCUGACCGCCACUGCCUUGGUCACCGGCGUGUGUCUUGGAGAGGCUGGUGCCAGUAUCAUUGAGGUCGCCAAGGAAGCCAGAAAACGCUUCCUCGGUCCCAUGCAUCCGUCCUUCAACUUGGUGAAGAUUGUGCGCUUCAUGUUACAGCGUACUCUGCCCGCUGACUCACACCAAAUUGCCAACGGGAGGCUGGGAAUAUCUCUGACCAGAGUAACAGAUGGAGAAAAUGUGCUUGUAUCACACUUCAACAACAAAGAAGAAAUUGUGCAGGCAUGUGUUUGCAGUGCCUACAUCCCAGUGUAUUGUGGCAUUAUUCCUCCCACACUGCAAGGAGUGCGAUACGUCGACGGGGGAAUCUCUGACAACUUGCCUCAGUACGAGCUGAAAAACACUAUUACCGUGUCCCCGUUCUCCGGUGAGAGUGACAUCUGUCCGCGAGACACCUCUACCAACAUACAUGAGCUCCGCUUUACCAACACCAGCAUACAGUUCACGCUCACCAACCUUUACAGAAUUUCAAGGGCACUUUUCCCACCAGAUCCAAUGGUUAUGAAAGCCAUGUGUAAACAGGGAUAUAAUGAUGCACUGCACUUCCUGAAGAAGAACGGAUUGCUCAAUUUCAGUGACCCUCACAUAGACAGAGUCCUGCUGCCCAACAUAGAACAGCAUGACAAUCAAGUUGACCAUGUUCGUACCGAUGCCAAAGGUGUUAGAGAGGAGGAGAAGAUGUGCAUUAUCGAUGAAGCAUUGACUGUUCAUCCUUCAAUAGAGGAGCACAUCAUUGUACGACUUCCCCCUACUUUACACAAAGCCUUAAUUGAGGCGUGCACCGAGAGAAGGAGCCUUGUGCAGUCGCUUAGCAACCUGCUUCCUUUCAGGAUGGCAUCUGCCAUGAUGCUUCCAUACACUCUCCCUCUGGAGUCCGCUUUGUCUUUGAGUCUCAGACUUUUAGAAUGGUUGCCAGACGUGCAGGAAGAUGUUGGGUGGAUUCAUGAGCAGUUGGUGAAAGUUGUUCAGCAUGUUCUGCGCCAGGCCUCGAAAAGUAUCACGCAACAUGUUUCUGCCCGAUUCUCCUGUCAACUGGAGCUUCACCACUACCAGUCUCUCCCAUCGCAGAUCCGCUCCACCAGUCUGUAUGCCACCUGGGUAGGUAGCAGCACUCUUUCGGUCCAGGACAUCUUCACACGUCUUGACCAGUACAAGAGGCAGCUUCUAUCUGGAUCAUUUAGCGUCAACAUGAAUCUCAAAGGAUCCUUCAAAACAGAGCAGGUGUCAGUGGACAAAAAUGCUGCUUCGUUCCAUACGGUAGAAGGUUUCCCAACAGACACAGCAGGUGUUAAUGACUCCAAAGGUGGCAUGCAGCACUUUGAUACAGAAUCAUCACUUUUAAAUACAGGUGCUCAUCAGACCAAUUAUUAUCAGAUUUAAAUAUCUGUUUGAAAAGCAGAUAGUGAUUUUCCCCACAGGACCUUUUAAUAAGUUGAUUGCAAAUGGUAACAAUUUACCAUGAAUACGUUUUUGUUGUCUACAUUUCAUGUAAGCCCAUUGGCUACAUGAAGGCCCAAGGUUGUUUGUACAGUCAUGUGAAAACUUGAAUUGUAAGAUUGUGUAAACAUAAACACUUUUGAAGUGCUGUGGUUGAAGACGGUAAGUGUUUCUGUUUUCUUGGAAUGUGGUUUGACCUGUACUUAAGCAUAUGUUAGGGUUGGCGUUUGUCCCUUUGGAUGAAAUGUAUAGUAAUGGGCCCUUGCUAUACGGUAUUAUUUGCAUUUUGAGAUCGUAGGAAGAAAAUGGUGAAGCUACCACUUAGCCUAUUACUGGAAGUUACUCCAUACAUUGCACAUACAGUAACUGUCAAUGCAGCAAUAUCAGUUCUAUAAACAGUGAUUUAUACUUUGUAUACCAGUUAUGUUCAUCUCCAUAAUCCUGAUCUACUUUUAAUACAUCCAUGUACAGCUUUUAGGAACAUGCUGUGCUUUUAAUUGUUUUCUAACAAUCUGUUCCAUUUCAGUUUAUGCUGUAUUGACUGGGUUUUGUUUGCUUUUUAACUGUUUUACCAAAGAAUCAUAUGGGAAUUUAUCUCAGAAACCUUUGUGAUAGUUAAGCUACCUAUAUUGUCUUCGACCUAUACGUUGUAACAUGAGAAACUGCAUUCCAUUAUGACUGAACCUCUAAUGCCUUAAACUUGUGUUGUAUUACCUACAAGUGCAUUAAUAUGUAAUUAAACGGACACGGGGAUAUUUUGUGACCUACAAAUAAAAUGUUUACCAUAAAUGACUUUUGUGUGAAUAGCCACAUUAUCUAGAAAAGCUUAAAAUUAGCAUGAAGCGUCUUCACAGAAUGAAGAACAAUUCCCUUACAGUUCUACCCAAAUG
Molecule: messenger RNA, 2898 nt
Organism: Corythoichthys intestinalis (scribbled pipefish)
Lineage: Eukaryota; Metazoa; Chordata; Actinopteri; Syngnathiformes; Syngnathidae
Gene: pnpla2
Product: patatin-like phospholipase domain containing 2
Exons: 9
Coding region: 374-1951 (525 amino acids)
Biological process (GO): positive regulation of triglyceride catabolic process; triglyceride catabolic process; lipid homeostasis
Cellular component (GO): membrane; lipid droplet; cytoplasm
Molecular function (GO): triacylglycerol lipase activity
Source: RefSeq, a predicted model, not a curated record